Molecule: messenger RNA, 724 nt
Organism: Daucus carota subsp. sativus
Lineage: Eukaryota; Viridiplantae; Streptophyta; Magnoliopsida; Apiales; Apiaceae
Exons: 2
Coding region: 87-563 (158 amino acids)
Source: RefSeq, a predicted model, not a curated record
CAGAGGGAAAAAAGAUAGUGGUGACAACGCUGUAUUAGUUUGAGGUUAUAUGUCUAUAAAAGGAGAAAGUGAAGAGGAUCAAGAAAAUGAAUAAACCAAAGACAAGAACUCAAAUGGCAAGUACAAGAUUGCUGCUGUUGCUUUUAACUCUCUUCCUCUCUUCUCAAACCGACUCUGCUGCUUCAGUUGAUUCAUUGGACAAGAAAGGAGAAGAUGAUGGCAUGGACUUGUAUAAUAACUCUGGUAACAAUGGCAUAGCACGCCGCAUCACUAUUGCUGGUGGAAGGGCGAGUGGUGGUGGCAGAUCAGGUAGUAGAGCUCGGAGUGGGGGAUCAGGUGGUAGUGGAGCUGGGAGUGAAGGUGGAGGCGGUGGGUCUUCAUCAACACGUACACCGGGAGGUGCAGCUGUAAUUCCUGUGUAUGGUGCAGCUAGUGCAGCUGGAGCUGCCAAUAACAAUAAAGGCCACCACAGUUCAGGAAACAAGCUUCGAUGCAGCAUAGGGGUAAUUACUGCCUUGACUGCCACCAUCUUGCUAUCUCCUUUUAAAGUGUAUAUAGUCUGAGUUCAGAACUUCAUCAGGUAGCUUGUAUAGGUAGUAUGUUCAUGUCUAUGUAACCACUCUGAAUCGUAGCAAUAUUGUCUAGUGUUCUAAGUAUUACAUUAAACCAAUUCCCUUUUGUCAACUGCAAUGGCAUUUCUAUUGUAAGAUCUAUACUUCUAUCA